Miscanthus lutarioriparius is the source of this 2469-nucleotide messenger RNA. Lineage: Eukaryota; Viridiplantae; Streptophyta; Magnoliopsida; Poales; Poaceae. The record is from the annotation of a GenBank genome assembly.
AUGGUGGCGCCGGGGGGAGGAGCAGGAGGAGGUCCGGCGCGUUGGCCGGCGGCGGAGGAGCUUGACAUUGCACGGAAGAAGGUGGCGGAGAUUAGUGGAAGGGAUGAACAAGAGGUUAGGGUUGCUGCUUGCCCCUACAGAAUUUGCCCUUUGGGGGCUCACAUUGAUCAUCAGGGUGGAGUUGUCACAGCUAUGACCAUAAAUUAUGGGGUACUCCUUGGUUUUGUUCCCUUUAAUGGUUCCGAGGUUUUACUUCAAUCUGGUCAAUUUGAAGGUGUUAUAAGAUUCAGAGUUGAUGACUUGCAAAAGCCUAUUGAUAAACCUGAGAACAUAAACUGGGAAAGUUAUGCAAGAGGUGCUGUUUAUGCACUGCAGAAUAGUGGAUAUGAUCUAAGGAAGGGUAUCAUAGGAUAUAUUUCUGGUGUGAAAGGUCUUGAUAGUUCAGGGCUCAGUUCUUCUGCGGCGGUUGGUAUCGCUUACUUGCUGGCUUUAGAACAUGUAAAUGAUCUGGUUAUAUCACCAGUGGAUAACAUUCAGUUAGACAAGUACAUUGAAAAUAAAUACUUGGGUCUCAAAAAUGGCAUUCUAGAUCCAUCUGCCAUUUUGCUUUCACGGUAUGGCUAUCUCACCUUCAUGGACUGCAAGACUGCUUCACCUUCCUACGUCUGCUUCUCGGAGCUGAGUAAAAGCCAACAGCCUCAGGGACAGCUACCAUUCAAGAUUUUAUUGGCAUUUUCGGGACUGCAACAUAAUCUCCCAAAGAAGAGUGGAUAUAAUAUGCGGGUUUUUGAGUGCAAAGAGGCUGCCCGUGCUCUUUUGCAUGCUUCAGGCUGUGAAGAUACGCCGAAUAUACUUAGCAAUGUUGAUCCAGUUGUAUAUGAGGCCCAGAAGUAUGUAUUAGAAGAAAAUCUUUCCAGGAGAGCUGAGCACUACUUUUCUGAAAUGAAGCGGGUUACUAAGGGCAGGGAUGCAUGGGCUCGGGGGAACCUACAGGAACUUGGACAGCUGAUCUCUGCAUCUGGUCGCAGCUCCAUACUCAACUACGAAUGCGGGAAUAAAGAGAUGAUCCAGCUGUACGAGAUCCUGCUGAAGGCCCCCGGCGUCCUCGGCGCCCGGUUCAGCGGCGCUGGCUUCAGGGGCUGCUGCCUGGCGAUCGUGGAGAGCGAGCGCGCGGAGGAUGCAGCCGCGAGCGCAGUCGUGUCUAAGAAUGAAGAGCGCAAAUCUCGCUUUUCGCAGGCGAUCGUGGAGCCGAGACGCGAAGGGUUUGGUUUUGGUUUUUGUUUUCGCUUAGUUCCACUCACGGCCUCACCCGCAUCUGUCCGCAGCUCCGCGCCGGUUCCCCUCGCUUCCGCGUCCGUCCGCUCCGCGCCGUCGCAAGCUACAGUGGAGCCGGGCCCCAAGCACCUGACGCCGGCCUCCUCCGCCUCCCCGCCGAGCCGGCCAGGGCGGCGGCGAGCAGCAGCAAUCGGCACCUGCAGCAGUGCCGUCCCCCUCAAGCCUCAACACCCUCCAGCGGCGGCGCGACUCCGGCCCGCAGCAGCGCCGCCCGUGCUGCAGCCAUCUCCCUCACGCGGCACCUCUCCGUCGCACACCCCCGCAGCAGCAACGCUCGCCAGCUGCGCCAGCACCCGCCUCAACAGGAGACGCCCUUCCGCGGCAUCUCGCCCUCGCGCACUCCCGCAGCAUCGACGCCCGCGCCUACGGCCCUCUCGCACGGCAGCUGCAACAGCGUCGUCCCCCUCGAGCCUUAACAGAAGGAUUUCAUUGAUAUUGAUACUGAGACAAGAAUACCAUAUCCAGCUGAACUUGCCGAUGGAUCCAGAGGUGGGCUUCGAUUUUUUUUCUCAGUCCGAUUCAGUGGUACCUCUGACCAAAGAAAGCGGCAAGGAGUUUUUCGCCUCAUCACAAGUGGGUGGCUCACUGAUUGGGCAUGGCGAGGCCAAUAUCGACCUCAACAUUGACGCAGAAGAUUUCCCAGCUACGGCCACCUUCCAAGACGUCGUGCAGGCUGAGCAAAUGAAUCCAGUCACUAUGGAUAUUGGCCAAGAUGCAGGCACUGGUUCAGGCAGAAGUGCACACAUUGCUUCAGGGCGAGGUGCCAACGCCACGGAGCCGUUCCGCGCUCCUCGCACAUCUGGAGGUGGCCGUGGACGUGGCCGUGCAGGGGGAGCUGGAGGUGGAGGUGGAGAAGAUUUUGGGAUGGACGAGGACGAUGAAGAUGAUGGUCAGGAAGGGAGCCCAAUGAGCAUUAGUACCAGGAAGAGGGCUAGUAGCACUGUGACAACAGCAACUAGUCCAGUGAAAAAGACAAAGAGUCCUAUGUUUAAAGUCAUGAGAGAGCUUACGGAAAGUAUGAAGGCUGACAGUGCUUCUACUCAAAAGGCGUUGAAUGGUGAUCUAGUGGCCGAGUCUAUGAAGAAAUGUCAACAGUUGGCUGUAGAGUGUGGGGGCUUCCGAAGAAAGUAUUGA